AUAAGUUUGCAGCGUUGAUUUCGGGUCUGGCAACGGUCUUUAUAGAUUCGUUGUUUUUGGUUGUUUUGUUCUCCGUGUUUUGCGACGCACGUUUCCCGCGCUUUAGUUAUCACCUGAUUUUCACUGUUUGUCUUCUCCUGCCGUUUGCCCAACCGACCCUCCGACUCGCUCGCCGACUGACUACCGGACUGACUGACAACUGAUUUGCGGACGGAUUGGUGAAGAUAAGGGACGCAAUGUCGACUGUGACGCGACGCCGACAUCGAAGAGAGCGCGUGUUCGCCCAGUACGCUGUUGUGAUGAUGGGACGGCAGCGUGUGUUCCGUGACCGCUUGAACCCUUUGGAGGAGUUCGAUGAGGACGAACUGCAGGAGCGCUUUCGAUUCGGUCGCGCGGGCAUUGUGUUCCUCGCCGACACACUGCGCCCGGACUUGGAGCGGCCGACGCGUCGCAGCCGCGCCCUUUCUGCAGAGCAGCAGGUCAUUGUCGCCUUACAGUUCUACGCCACGGGGAACUUCCUCAUCACCGCAGGGGACUACAUCCGUGUGCACGUCUCCACUGCUUCGCGGACUGUGAGGCGGGUGACUCAGGCCUUGGCACGUCGUGCCCAAGACUUCAUAGGGUGGCCAGGUGAAGCUGAGGGUCAUGCCUUACAACAGGCCUUCUUUGAGAUCGGUGGGUUUCCUUCGGUCGUGGGUGCUGUUGAUGGCACUCACAUUCGGAUACAGGCACCACAAGUGCAUGAGGAGGUGUACGUUAACCGCCAUCUGUACCAUUCAAUAAAUGUACAGUUAGUGGUUGACGUCUUUUACCGUAUCCGCAAUGUGGUUGCAAAAUGGCCUGGAAGCACCCACGACUCUAGGAUAUUCACCGAGGGCUCGUUGUCAGGCAAGCUGGCCGAUGGCGUUUACGAGGGCCUACUGCUUGGAGACAGCGGCUACACCUGCAAGCCAUGGCUGAUGACGCCCUUCCUGUCUCCGUCAUCAGCAGCGGAGGUCGCCUACAAUGCGUCACAUAGCACAAUGAGGAGCAUCGUGGAACGGACAAUAGGCCAGCUCAAGCGGAGAUUUCAUUGCCUCCAUGCUGAGUUGAGGAUGCAGCCAGAGAGAUGCUGCAACAUCACUGCUGCCUGCUGUGUCCUGCACAACCUGGCCAAGACAUACCCCUGCAGCAUGCCAAGGACUGUCCUCCCCGAAGAGGUUCCCGUCGAGCCCGUGGCAGCGGGCCGUGAUGAAAGCAACGAGGCUCGGGAUGCCAUCGUCAGCCAGUUCUUCGGUUGAGCCAGGAGAUUAGCUCCCUCGAGCUGCUGCUGCCUUUCUGUCUCCUGCAAGAAGCGCUGUGAAGCCUCCCGGCACCAACGUCGGCUGUAUGGCACAUUUGUUGGAGCCCGCUGCACCGCCUCCAGCGGCCGACUCUCGUGCAGCACUGCCGCACUUGCUCCGCUCCCAGAGGGACCAGGCUGUGGAUCUAUUCCCCUGGAGCUGUCACUGCGACAAAUUCAUGUGUAAAAAGUGGUCAGGUUUUGUUCUUGUCAGCAUGGGCAAAGAGAACACACUGUGCAAAGUUUGUAACCCUGAUAAAGACACCGAUGCUGCGCCAAAAUUCAUUCAUACGGGUUGGUACAGAGGACAAAGUUUGUGAGCCAAGUUGGUUUAUACACUGACGCACAGGCUUGAGGUCGGAGCGCAGUGUUGUUACUUCUUGCACAAUUGCCCAGUACAUGGUGUAGGAAAAUGUGCAUUUGGUUGUGAAGAGCACACAGCUGCAUUCUAAAGGUUAGAAUGCAGCUGUGUAGCUAUGCGAUUAACAGUUCAUAAAUUUAGUGGUCACAUGUCCAGUCAAACCACAGUGCACUGCACAUUUAUAGGACAACUUCAAACAUUACAGCACAUAGCUUCACUGGUAUUGAUUUCACUCACACAGGUUACCAUCAUGGGGGUAGUUAACUUCUUGACCAGAAUGAAGUUAAUGUUUGAGCCAAUUUUCCUAAGUUGGUAAAACAAGCAACAGGAUGGUUGUACUGUGUGUGAUCUUUUAAUUUGCAUAUCGAAAGCGUGCUACAGUUAGCAUUAAAGAAAAGCCAUUGCCACUUUGUUGCAUUUAAUUUCUAUAAGAUGGUAAUAAACAGCUUUACCACCUGA
This is a messenger RNA of Ixodes scapularis (black-legged tick), 2141 nucleotides long. RefSeq names its product putative nuclease HARBI1. Bases 237 to 1280 code for a protein of 347 amino acids. The transcript is spliced from 4 exons. The record is from RefSeq and is a predicted model, not a curated record. NCBI's taxonomy places the organism in Eukaryota, Metazoa, Arthropoda, Arachnida, Ixodida, Ixodidae.